AUGUUUUACUCUCACCAGCUUCUUGCUCGAAAGGCUCCACUCGGCCAAAUAUGGAUGGCCGCGACUAUGCACGCGAAAUUAAACCGAAGAAAGCUAGACAAGCUUAAUAUAAUUAAGAUCUGCGAAGAGAUUUUGAACCCAUCGAUUCCUAUGGCUCUUAGACUUUCUGGAAUUCUCAUGGGAGGAGUGGUGAUUGUUUAUGAGAGAAAAGUGAAGCUCCUUUAUGACGACGUUACCCGUUUCCUGGUUGAGAUAAAUGAAGCCUGGAAGGUAAAGACUGCUCCAGAUCCUACCGUGCUCCCCAAAGGAAAAUCUCAAGCCAAGAAAGAGGCUGUUACUCUGGCAGUGAACGAAGAGAUAAAUGUGGGAGGUAUUGAAAAGUCCCUUCAGUUUUCCAACACAGCCACCAGUAUGGGGUUCCAACAUACCGCCUAUUUUACUAUGCGACUUGAUAAUGUGGAUGAACCCUACAUUAGUAAUGGAGCAAGAGGGGGGGAAGAUCCAUCCGAAUUUCUCCAUCAAGCUGACGCGGAGAAUAUUACCUUGUUUGAACGUUUUGAAUCAUUCCAGGCUACUGCGGAUCCGUACAAUCGCUUUGAGAGGUUUGAUAUCGAAGGAGAUGAGGAAACACAGGUAAACGUAACUUCAGGAGAUUACGCUCAAAUUCCAACCACGCUCAUACCCUCCCCACCUCAUCAAGACGACCCGGCAAGAGCUGAUAUAACUAUAGACCAACAUCCAGGACACCCCGUCAUUAGUCAAUCUGAUGAAGGCAUGAAAGCUAGACAGGAACACAGAAGGCGAGGCCCAACUAAAAGGAAAAAAGGACAACCAGUGGCAACUGCAAUGGAUUAUGAGCAAACCAUAAUUCCUGUUCAUAUAUACCAACAGUGGCUUCAAAAUGCUUCUGAUAUUGUCUCACGAAGAGGAAGAAAGAGAAAGCGAACUGAUAUCAUGUCUUCAACAAAGAUAGCUACCCUCAUGAAACUGCCACCCGUCGUGCUAAUUGGUGAUUUAUUUACAAGUGAAAAUAAAGAUAUAUAUUAUCCGGCACCCAUUCUUGAAUUAUGGAUUAAGAGCACUCAACCACCCCAUGAUUCCCCCUCAGAAAGGGCUUCAACACACCAUCCUCCGGAACCAUCAUUUUCAUCACCUCCGGGAGUACGCAAUGAGGAUUUCACGGGAUUUCCUUUUGAAGAUUUUGACGUUGGGCUAGACAACCAGUUAUUGGCAGCUUCAAUAGAGAAGCGGCGUAAUAAUAAUCAACAUAAUGAAAUUUUCAUGGAUGAGCUGAGGGCUAACCUUGACUACGGUUUGAGAGCGCCAGAUGGUACUCCGCAGAUCUCAUCAGGGAAAUCUGGAGACAGCAUACUUUCCUUUCCCAGAUCAGUAUCUGAAGAUGGACCUGCCUCGCAUUCGGAAUUUGAUACAGGAAGAUUCACAAAGAAAAGGCAUUCCUCAUCUGGAAACAGCAGUGGAGGCCUUGAGCCAGUAGCUGAGAAUGCAAAUUUCAAGUUAGCUAGGCUGUCUGAAAUUGGUCCCACACCUGAUCAAGAACUACUUGUGGAAACAGGACCCACGCAAACACAAGUGAACAUCAAUCAUCCUGAUGACAAGAUCACUGAUUCUAUCCAAGCGCAGAUGAAAGCACAUUUCAACACGCCUGGAGUUCCUCAAGUUGAAUCUCUCGAUAUCCUAGCUGCUGGAAUGACCCGGAAAUCAGCAGCGCUGCUUUUCUAUCAAACUUGUGUUCUCGCUUCCCGCGAUGCCCUGAGAGUUGAGCAGAAGGUGUCCUAUGGGGAGAUUCUCAUCUCUAGAGGAUCAAAAAUGUGAUGAAGCAAGUGGUAUUGAUGUUUAAUUUAGGCAACGAGAGCAUUCCUCCAUAUGCAAUCAUUAGUUACCACCUAUCCUUUCAAAAUAUUCGUAACUUUUUGUCUGGAUUAUCC
Messenger RNA from Gastrolobium bilobum, 1946 nucleotides. RefSeq names its product sister chromatid cohesion 1 protein 1. Gene Ontology annotation, biological process: mitotic sister chromatid cohesion; replication-born double-strand break repair via sister chromatid exchange; synaptonemal complex assembly. NCBI's taxonomy places the organism in Eukaryota, Viridiplantae, Streptophyta, Magnoliopsida, Fabales, Fabaceae. Bases 1 to 1833 code for a protein of 610 amino acids. The transcript has 21 exons. Gene Ontology annotation, cellular component: cohesin complex; synaptonemal complex. Gene Ontology annotation, molecular function: protein binding; chromatin binding. The record is from RefSeq and is a predicted model, not a curated record.